Molecule: messenger RNA, 231 nt
Organism: Meloidogyne enterolobii
Lineage: Eukaryota; Metazoa; Nematoda; Chromadorea; Rhabditida; Meloidogynidae
Source: the annotation of a GenBank genome assembly
UUGGCCUGCUCCCGUACGGCAUUGACAUUUAAUAUUUUUUGUCAUUUUUUCCAAUUUUUUUUGAUGAUUAAUAAAACAAAUCGCUAUCCACAAGAUAUUUUAACAUCUUUUACUGUCAUAAUUUUAUUAAAUCUAAAUUUAAAAUUUUCUUUUUUUAACGUCUGGCUUGUUUCACAUAAUUUUUACGCCGCUCAUAAAUUCACAUUUCUUUUGAUGUUCUUCUUUUCAUAA